AUGAAUAAACAAAAGAAAUUCAUAUUGUCAGUCUGCCUGUUUAUCUCUAUUUUGAGGAUGCAGAUUGAUGCUACUGUGUAUAUUCCGAAGAUGUUGCCACGACCACUUGUUUUUAUUUGUGUACUUUCUUCAGUAGUGCUCUAUGAAUUUGUAUGUGCGAGCAGCACCACAGAAUCUGCCAGCGCUACUGCUGAUGAGAAUACCACUGAACAAACAACACAGCCAACCACUGAUGAGAGUACCACUCAAACAACACAGCCAACCAAUGAUGAGAGUACCACUCAAACAACCGCUGCUGAUACCACUGCUCAAACAACAGCCACUGCACAAUCUACCACGGUCGAUACUCAGAGUGCCACUCAAACAUCCACCGCUGCUGAGAGUAUCACUCAGGCAACCGCAACUAUUCAGAGCACCACAAGCAGUGGGAACGGAACAUCUGCAAAUCAACCUGAUAAUGGCGGAUGUAUAUUUCACGUGAAUGUCCCCCUUUUAACUACAGUUUUAGUCAUCAUUAGACUUUGGAUUGGCAACCAGUGACGUGGUCCUCAGUUGAAAGAAUGUGGGGAAUAUUUAUGUGCAACUGACUUUAUCAUUGUGAAUUUUCUUUGGUAUCAAUUAUAAAACUGCUUGAUGUACCCGAGUAGAAAAUAAUGAGUUUUUUAUUUAGUCUUGAAAGUACAGUCUUAUUAUAGACUUUUUUCUCUUGAAAAUAAAUUUUGUUUGAGUGGUUAGUAUUUCCUACCAAAUAUUUGAAUGCUGUUGUUUCUUGAAUUUUUAAAGUAUAUUUAAUGAAAUGAAAAUUCUAAAAUCACUCAAUAAAUGAUAUUUGGAAAUUUUGAAA
This is a messenger RNA of Saccostrea echinata, 844 nucleotides long. RefSeq lists its product as uncharacterized. The transcript has 6 exons. Lineage: Eukaryota; Metazoa; Mollusca; Bivalvia; Ostreida; Ostreidae. The record is from RefSeq and is a predicted model, not a curated record. The coding region runs from base 1 to 540 and encodes 179 amino acids.